Molecule: messenger RNA, 470 nt
Organism: Zychaea mexicana
Lineage: Eukaryota; Fungi; Mucoromycota; Mucoromycetes; Mucorales; Lichtheimiaceae
Exons: 3
Coding region: 29-394 (121 amino acids)
Source: RefSeq, a predicted model, not a curated record
AUGUCAAGGGUGGUCCAAAACGAUCUGGAUGUCUCGCGAACAUUGCAUGAAUGGAGAUACUCGCAAGAAGUCUUCGAUCAAGCAAGAGAAAAUCCAUCCAUCUUGCAAGAUUUCAUCCGACGUCACAAAGAACUUAGGGAUGGACCGGCAUCGAAUCCAGAUUCGUCGAUCCGUUUCGUUUCGAAUGAGAAGAAACCGGAUUCGAGCGAGGGCUUUUACGGAUCGGAACAGAUUCAGAUUGAGCUUGAGCAAUCCGGAUUCAAAAUGGAUUGGAAGGUGCCAUUCCAGAUUGAUCCGUUUGAUACGUUUUAUUUCUAUUGCAAUUCUCAUGGUUAGCUUUGUAAUUGGUAGAUUGUUAAGGAAUGCGAAAGAAAGUGCGAAGCUGAAGGGAUGAAUAGGGGGAACAGAAUUUAUGCAUUUUUAUAUACUACAUAUAAUAAAAGGUUUAAAGGUAGUCGUUUAUAAUCAAA